Messenger RNA from Oncorhynchus keta (chum salmon), 1090 nucleotides. RefSeq lists its product as uncharacterized. The record is from RefSeq and is a predicted model, not a curated record. The transcript is spliced from 3 exons. The coding region runs from base 143 to 499 and encodes 118 amino acids. NCBI's taxonomy places the organism in Eukaryota, Metazoa, Chordata, Actinopteri, Salmoniformes, Salmonidae.
CUCCAAUCACACCCCCACCCCCCGUCUUUACCCUCUCCUCAGUGGGUAUAAAAGAGGAGGUUUAUUUACCAACUUCACUUCAUUUGGAACCUCCAGCCUCAUCAAUCCGAUCCCCUGAACUACUGAACCACACGGACUAAUCAUGAGCAGGAACUACAUGUCCAAGUAUGAUGAGAUGCGUAAGGGAGACUACAUGUGGUCCAAUAACAAGGAAUACAAGGCAGUUUUCCAGGAGGACGGAAACUUUGUCAUCUAUGGCUGGAGGCAGAUGUGGUCCUCUGACACCGCGGGACAGCGCGACGCCUACCGCCUGUGCAUGCAAGAUGACAGCAACUUUGUCAUGUACAAGAGGGAUAACAAGAUUAUGUGGCAAACCAAGAGCCAGGCUCAAGGGUUCAAGAUGUGCCGCAUGUACCUGCGUAACGACGGCAACCUGGUCGUUGAGAAGGACGGAGAAGAAAUGUGGAACUCUUCUUCCUCCAAGGGUCACAAGCAGUAAACGUUCUGAAUGGGUCCAAACGGGCAUCAAAGAAGAUGACCUCUGUACAUCUGUACCGUCAGUCAAAUGCCUGUGUUCAAAUAUCCACAUGAAUAUACCACUUAGAAAUCAAGCGAUGUGCUUUGCAUGCUUCGUGUAAGUGUUAUGCUAGUGUGGUUAUUAAAACAUAGCCUUGAUGUAUCUGAUUCACAGUGAAAUGAUGAUACAAUAAACCUUUUAAAAAUGCCCCAAAACUGUCUUGUGAAGCAUGUUUUUUAGUUUCUGAUGGUGGUCUGUUUGAUUUGAUGGGCCCGAUGAGAAAUGCAUCCUUUCCAUGAAGUAAUCACUGAUCUCAUAAAGUUGGCAAGAGGAAAGCAUUAGGUUAACUUUGUUAUACUUUAUUUUGAUAGAUCAUCUGUAGGGAACUACAGAUACUAUCAACAUGUUGAGAUAAAUAUAUGUAAAUAAUAGCCUGCUAGGGUAACGGUAAAUGUUAGGGCUAUAAAACUUACAUUUUGGAUAGUCACAAAUACAGUCACCAGGGAAAGUCUACUCACCCCUGCAGUUCACAUUUUUCCUUCCUUAAAAUAAAAUAAAAAUGCAUUAAAUUGG